GCAAGCAACUCCACUUCAUUUCCAUUCACCGACAGCAUCCACAAUCAGUUGUUCAUUCACGCUCGCUCCCUAACGCACGCAUGUUCAACCCAGCAGCGUCGCAAUGUUUUCUUCCUCCAUCAUUCAACUCUCUCCACCUACGCCCUGUCCACUUGCCGCGUCCAAGAAGAGGCGGUAAAUCGCACUACAGACCGUCAUAAAAUUCCGACUUGCACCCUUCAAACGAGAGCAGGAAUGUCGACUUUACCAUGCCUUGACGUCCAUUUUACUACCCGCGCUGUCAUCGAGUGGCAGUCUGAUAACGAGUCAGAUCGCACGACACGUAUUCUGGCCAAGCCCGAUCCCAAAGUCAGCUCUAUUACGUUGACGGCUCGCUUCGAUUCGAAAAGUGCUCUUUUUGAUAUACACAUCCCCCUCAAGCUCAAAGGCCUUGACAGCACGUCUGAUAUUACACUUCGAGCAUGCGCUUCCUCCAUUAUCUCUCUUGACCUCGUUAAAAAUCCGAUCGUACAUAGCGAGGUGGAGCAAGAGUUCAAGUCGGCAGCUCUUGGCCUCCGUUUCCAACUGAACCGUCAUCUUGACAUCCUUGUCCCUACUCCUGCUCUCGAGCCAAUAUGUCCAGCAGGUCGAGCACGGUCAGGUGCUGUGCUCGAUGCCAUUCGCGAAUUUUCUCGAGCAACUGCCUUCACCAUCUACAUCGAGGCGCGCAAUGCAUCUCCGAAGCUCCAGUCAAUCAGCGAUGCAGUCAGCCGGGGUCUCUUCAAGACUUCUUGCAGCAGCCGCUUUCAGCUGGCUAGCAUGUAUGCCGGCCUGGGCGCAAAGAUUGUCCAACUUGGUGCAGAUGACACGCUUGCGCCGCCAUCUUACGAAGAAACCGAACCCCCACCGCCGCCGCCCCCGAUUGACCACAAGCCUGACAGAAAGCGCCCGCGACAAGAUACUGCGACCGAAUGCGCUGACGAUAUCGCCCUGAUUUGGGCUGAGCUGCAAAUGCUCAAUCAAGCAAAAGCUGCAGACGGAAAGCGCAUUGCAUUCUUAGAGAAGGAGAACCAGGAACUGCGAGCAGCCAUAGCCGAGCUCCAAGAACAAUACAAAGCCUUCAACAAGUCGCAACAAGACAUACACCAUAGCUUUGGAGCCCUUGAGACAACGGUUGAGAAGAAUACACAAGACUUGGAGGAGAGCGUUGGCAAUGAACUGGCAGAGUUGCGCGUAAACCUUUCACUUAACCCAAGCCUAUCCAUUAAACUCUAUCGUGUGACCUUGCGAGCGCUUCAGGGAACAUUUCCCAGCCAAGGACCCGAUACUUCAGCUGUAUCUACCAUUGCCAGUGGAGCUACUGAAGGCGAAAGCUUCAUUUCUAAUACCUUUCGAACCCUCGAUUAUAGAUCACCAUCCACGAUAUUUUGGACUCUUGCCACCUACACACUGUCUGACAGUAAAACGGUGAAUGUCAUCCCCGUCCAAAUCGACAACCGAAGCAACGACCAGGCACUAGACGUGCAGUUCUUGAUCAAUGACGACGGUGAGGCUUCAGACACGUUUCAGCCAUAUAUCACCGGCCUAUUGCAGACCGACGACGACCAGCAAGGGCAGCGCAGUAACAAUGCGAAUGUCACAGAUGCUCGCGAGCUCAGCUUUGAACUCAUCGUAUGGGCAAUGCCGGACCAGUUCCUUGAUCUCGGGGGCAGACUGCCACUUCAGGUGGUGAGGACUUUCCAAAUCAGAGUACCCCCUCUGCCAGUUGAAGCGGCAUGA
Molecule: messenger RNA, 1758 nt
Organism: Fusarium redolens
Lineage: Eukaryota; Fungi; Ascomycota; Sordariomycetes; Hypocreales; Nectriaceae
Exons: 6
Source: RefSeq, a predicted model, not a curated record